Molecule: messenger RNA, 2278 nt
Organism: Passer montanus (Eurasian tree sparrow)
Lineage: Eukaryota; Metazoa; Chordata; Aves; Passeriformes; Passeridae
Gene: RASAL1
Product: RAS protein activator like 1
Exons: 17
Coding region: 90-2168 (692 amino acids)
Biological process (GO): cellular response to calcium ion; regulation of GTPase activity; negative regulation of Ras protein signal transduction
Molecular function (GO): GTPase activator activity
Source: RefSeq, a predicted model, not a curated record
CCCGCCGGCGCUUUGCGGGGGCUCAGCGCACCCCCGGGCACCCAUCGCAGCCCCCCAGGUGCCCACCCCGAAGUUUGAAGUUCGCCGGCAUGGCCAAAAGCACCUCGCUGCGCUGCCGGGUGCUGGAGGGGAAGGACCUGCCCGCCAAGGACCUGUCUGGCUCCAGCGAUCCCUACUGCGUGGUCAAGGUGGACAACGAGGUGGUGGCCAGGACGGCCACCGUGUGGAAGAGCCUGAACCCUUUUUGGGGUGAGGAAAUCACGCUGCUUCUGCCCCGUGGAUUCCACAGCCUCACCAUCUACGUGCUGGAUGAAGACACCAUUGGGCAGGACGAUGUCAUUGGCAAGGUCUCGCUCAGCCACCAGCAGAUCUCAGCUGAGCCGCGGGGCAUCGACAGCUGGCUCAGCCUGGCACCUGUGAACCCCGACCAGGAGGUGCAGGGCGAGAUCCACCUGGAGCUGCGAGUCCCCGAGCGGGGCCACCCGCGGGUGCUGCGCUGCCACCUCAUCGAGGCCAGGGACCUGGCCCCCCGGGACGCCUCGGGCACCUCGGACCCCUUUGGCCGGGUGUCGUGCUGCGGGCACACGUUGGAGACAGCCGUGGUGAAGAAAACCCGGUUCCCGCACUGGGAUGAGGUGCUGGAAUUCGAGCUGCCCGAGGGGGAGCUGGGAGAGGCUGUGCUGAGCGUGGAGCUUUGGGACUGGGACAUCGUGGGCAAGAACGACUUCCUGGGGCGGGUCGAGUUCUUCUUGGACACCCUCUGCCCAGGCCCCACGAGGGGCUGGUUCCAGCUCCUGCCCUUCCCCAGCACCACCGAGGACCACGGGGGACAGCUGGGUGCCCUGAGGCUGGCAGUGAGGCUGCUGGAGGACACGGUCCUGCCUCCCCACCACUACCAGCCCCUCAUCCAGCUCCUCACCGAGCCCAUCCUCUGCCCAGCCCAGUCCCCUGAGAGCACAGCCCUGGCUGUCCUGGAGGAGGUGACCUCAGGGGAGAGCCGGCAGGACGUGGCCACCAAGUUGGUGAAGCUCUUCUUGUCCCAAGGGCUGGCUGUGCCCCUCCUGGACUACCUCACCACCCGCGAGCUGGCCAGGACCACUGAUCCCAACACCCUCUUCCGCUCCAACUCACUGGCCUCCAAAUCCAUGGAGCAGUUCAUGAAGGUGGUGGGGCUGCCCUACCUGCACGAGGUCCUGAAGCCAGUGGUGAACCGCAUCUUUGAGGAAAAGAAAUAUGUGGAGCUGGACCCCGGCAAGAUGGAGCUGAGCCGGGGCAGGAGGAUCUCCUUCAAGGGCUCCCUGUCGGAGGCACAGGUGCGGGAGAGCAGCCUGGAGCUGCUGAAGGGCUACCUGGGGGACAUCAUCGAGGCCAUCGUGGGCUCGGUGGACAAGUGUCCCCUCCCCAUGAGGGUGGCCUUCAAGCAGCUCCGCAGGCGGGUGGAGGAGCGAUUCCCCUCGGCACAGCACGAGGAGGUGCGGUACUUCUCCAUCAGUGCGUUCCUCUUCCUUCGCUUCUUCGCUCCCGCUGUCCUCACCCCGAAGCUCUUCGGGCUCCGGGAGCAGCACGCGGAGCCCUGCACCGGCCGCACGCUCCUGCUGCUCGCCAAGGCUCUGCAGAGCAUCGGGAACCUGGGGCUGCAGCUGGGGCAGGGCAAGGAGCCGUGGAUGGCCCCGCUGAACGCCAUCCUCCUGCCCAGUGUCACCCGUGUCCGGGCCUUCCUGGAUGCCCUGGUCACCUGGACGAGGUUCCAGUGCCACAGGGACAUUCCCAGCCCUCGGCCACCAUCAAGGAGGGUCCCCUGCACACCUGCCCAGAGGGGGGGGUGGCACUGCUGCCCCGCUUCUCCUUCAAGAAGAGGCACUUCAGGCUCAGCAGCCAGACCCUGGCCUAUGCCAAGGCACCCCAGGGGCAGGUGCUCGGCUCCAUCCCGGUGGAGCAGAUCCGGGCAGUGGAGCAGGUGGACAAGGGCGCCUUCCAGCACCCCCACGUCCUGCAGGUGGUGGCACAGGAUGGCACCGGGCAACUCCACACCACCUACCUCCAGUGCAAGGUGGGUGACCCCACCCUGCCCCAGCACCCCAAAAUCCCUGGAACCCCCCACCACAGCACCCAGAGGGGCCCCAAAUCCAGCUGUACCCAGGCUGUACUGGGAGCACUGGGAGUACUGAGGUCAAGGGUAUACUGGGUAUACUGGGAUGUCCUACCCUGGCUGUACUGGGGUCUCUGGGGUACCCUGGCUCCUGCAGCCCCAUCCUCCCCUCACUUCCUACCGGGCAGC